Molecule: messenger RNA, 1206 nt
Organism: Mandrillus leucophaeus (drill)
Lineage: Eukaryota; Metazoa; Chordata; Mammalia; Primates; Cercopithecidae
Biological process (GO): translation
Cellular component (GO): cytosolic large ribosomal subunit; ribosome
Molecular function (GO): structural constituent of ribosome
Source: RefSeq, a predicted model, not a curated record
AUGUAUGCCUCCUGCCACAAGCAAUUGAGCAAAGGUGUGCAAACCCUGGUCCGUCUUUUAAGUUCUUCCCAGAGCUACAAAAGAGGUGCUCUCUCCCUUGGUGAGGGAUGGGGCCAAGUCCCUACCCUGGAACGUGGCUGGAAGAUGCUUUCUCAUAGUGAAGAAGGGAGUAGUUGGCAGAACAAAGAAUGUGUGCGUGUGGAGGCUAGAGGUGGGUGGGUGGGUGCCUUAGCACAACGCCAGGGGAGAGUGAGUGCGGAUAGGAAAAGUGUGUAUGACAUGAAUGGAAAGAACCGAGAGGUCCUUUCCACGGUAUCCGGGAGGGCGCGGGCCGCAGGCCCGACGCGGAGGAGACCGAGGAGACGCGGGAGACCCGGGCGUGACAGGAGGAAGAAACCCGGAGCCGCAGGAAGAUGGCUUCUCCCACCUCCCCGGCCCCGGAAGGCGGGGCCUCCACCCCGCCGAACCCGCCGCGGAUUCGUCAGGUGGGUGCACAAAGUGCGGGAGGGGCGCCGGCACCCCAUUGUCCUCGCGUCCCCCAAGGGCGGGGACCUCAACCCCAAUGCAGAGGCUCCCCAAGGAGCGGGGCCGACACGAGCCGACUUGGCUACAUCGCCUGGCCCAGGAUCAUUCUCUAAACCUCUUUACUCAGUCUCACUUCACACACAGACACACAUACAGACACACACGCAGAUAGCCCUUGAAAAAUACACGUCUUCCAAAACCAGACGUCUCUUCCUCUGGGCUGCCUACAGAGGUGGCAGCCAUCUCCUCCUCGGCAUCAGACCCCUUGUGAAGCCCAAGAUCAUCAGAAAGAGAACCAAGAAGUUCAUCCAGCACCAGUCAGACCCAUAUGUCAAAAUGAAGCAUAAUGAGAAACCCAGAGGUAUUGACAACAGGGUUCAUAGAAGGUUCAAGGCCCAGAUCUUGAUGUCCAACAUUGGUUAUGGGAGCAACAACAACAACAAAAUUAAACACAAACAAACAACAACAAAAAAAAACAAAGCAUAUGCUGCCAGUGGCUUCCGGAAGUUCCUGGUCCACAAUAUCAAGGAGCUGGAAGUGCUGCUGAUGUGUAACAGAUCUUACUGUGCUGAGAUCGCUCAAAAAACCAAGAACCUCAAAGCCAUCAUGGAAAGUUCCGCCCAGCUGGCCAUCAGAGUCACCAACCCCAAUGCCAGGCAGCGCAGCAAAGAAAAUGAAUAG